Messenger RNA from Trifolium pratense (red clover), 1384 nucleotides. Its product is annotated as mediator of RNA polymerase II transcription subunit 15a-like. The transcript is spliced from 6 exons. The record is from RefSeq and is a predicted model, not a curated record. Gene Ontology annotation, molecular function: transcription coactivator activity; chromatin DNA binding. Gene Ontology annotation, biological process: regulation of DNA-templated transcription. Bases 178 to 1053 code for a protein of 291 amino acids. NCBI's taxonomy places the organism in Eukaryota, Viridiplantae, Streptophyta, Magnoliopsida, Fabales, Fabaceae.
UUCAAACUCACGCAUUUCACUGAUUCUUGACUUCAGAGGAAAAAAACAUCGCCCAAUUGCUUUGUUCAUCACGAACAUCAACGGAAUAAAUAGAGAAAGGAUAGGAAAAAGAUAGUUAUUGAGUGGUUUAUGGCACCAGUUUCUAACAAUUAGCUCCUUUAAGUUAAUUCAAAUUCUAUGGAUCCCAAGAAUUGGAGACUUAAUCAGGAUACUGAACUGACUAUCGACACAACUGACUGGAGAGCUCAACUGCUACCUGAUUCACGCCAACAAAUUAUCAAUAAAGUAUUGGACACAUUAAAAAAACAUCUUCCUGUUAAUGGUUCUGAGGGAUUACUUGAACUUCAGAAGAUUGCUCAAAGGUUUGAAGACAAAAUAUUUACUGCUGCAACAGAUGAGUCUGAUUAUCAACGGAAAAUAUCUUUAAAGAUACUUUCAAUGGACUCUAAAUCUCGCAAUACUACUACUGCCAACAAUAUGCUAUUAAAUGAUAUUGGUCCUAGCAAUAAACUUCUCAGUCAAGGAAAUUGCGGAAUAGCUCCUAUCUCAGUUGUUGAGCGUAAUGCCAUUUGGAAUCAAAGAAAGAUUGGGCUUAACUCAAAUUCCAAAACCAUUCCUUCCGAGGUGCGGCCGAGCUCUUCUACGGACCCAUUGGGACAGGAGAAAGAAUAUUUGUCGACACAGCCUGACCAUUUUAAGCGGCAGAAGGUUUCUUUAGGGAAUCCUUCAUAUUCUUCUGAAAGGACGGUGUCCAGAACCCCCAAAGCUAAAGAUGUUUUUGAGACUUGGCCUUCUGAGAAGCUGAAAUACGAAGAAGAACUACAACGUCUUACCGACCAACUGAAGGAGAAGAAUGAAUUGAUUGCUCAACUAAAGGAAGAUAAUUUCAACCUGGCAACGAAGUCAGAGGGAGAAAAAGCUGAGCUCUCUGCUCAACUAGAAUCUUCGAAGAAGGCUUGUGAAAAUGCCAAUACAUUGCUGAAAGAUGCUCAACAAUCACUGGAAGAGGUUCGUAAGAAACAUUCUGAUCUCGAAGAACCAAGAAAGCAGUAGAUGAGUUUAAUCGGAGUUUUAACGGAGCUCACCAAGCUCUUGAUCAUGUUAAGUUGUUUAACCCUGAUGCCGAUAUUUCCUUAACUACUAGUAUUGAUAUUGCUGUUCAUUAUGGAAAUUUGGUCUACCUCGGUGAAACUAGAAUGCAUCUCCUUAUUUUGCUAAGUGAUUGUAAUCAUGAUUCAUGAACAAUAUUGCUUACCUCUUGCCCUUAUAUUUAUUAUACACCUUUUGUUUUUUAUUAAAACUGUUUUUCAUUGUGUCCUUUAUCGAACAUCUUUGUAUUAACAAGUUGCAGUAGGAAUGAUUUUUCAUGAGAGCUUUUUAGAUA